GCUGAAACGAACACGAACUAGUUCUAUACGUAGCGAAAAAUCCGCAGCAAACUAGUACCUCUAUUUUUGGUUGAUUAAUUCCUUCUAAUAUGGUCUCGUCUUGCGCUUGCCCCGCACCCGCGGCCGCCUUGCCAAGCGCAGAAGGUGCAAAUCCUAAUUCCGCUUCGGCAUCAUCCCGCUCGCCGCAACACGGCGGCAACAGCACGGCUUCCCUGUGCAACUCGACUCCGCAGCACGAGGACGCCUUUUCCCUCGAACUUGAAAACGAAAACCCGAUCGAGAACUCGGCCCGCCCGCGGAAGCUUUCGGACAAGAAAAAAGCGUGCCUGGUCGAGGGAAACCAAUUGCAGAAGUUUCUCGCGGACAUUCUGACUGCGAAACAAGGCAUAUGACAGUGCACGACUCCCCCUCCUCCUCAUUUGGCAUGCAAAAUGCCUGAUUUAUAUUUACGCCUUGGCCCUUGGCACUCUUUGCAUGGCAAGUUCUCGCAGCCCAAAUAGCACUUCUACACUCGUGUUCAAAUUUGUCAUGCAAAACCUGUAUUCUUGCUUACACUUGUAUUGCUGUUCAUGCAAUACAAGUGAGGGGGAGGAGGAGUUGUGCGCUCUCAUAAGGGAGGACCCCACCGCUGCACCGGCCCAACCAGACCGAGACGAAAAGCGCGAUUGAGAAAAUCCGGACAGCGUUUUUGGUUCCAUCUGCCAUGUUGAAGGCGGAAAAGGAAAACGAGAUAAAUAGCGUCAUCUGCGCGGUGGACAAUGCGAGCACGUCUUGUACGUCGACCAAUCGCUCUACAACAAGCGCGUCCUCUUCAUCGGAAAACGAAGAUGGUGGUCGUGCGAAGGAUUCUUCUGCUUGCGGCUCUGCACCUCCUGCUAGAUAUACCGCCGCCCCGAGGACUCCCGCUGCAGCAGACUCAACAUCUUCAGAGGAACUACAAGUGAAACAUCAAAGGAGCGGCCUGCAGUCGCCGGAACAGCUGGCGCAGGUUUAUGGAGAGCUUCCUUUCACGACCGGGGAGCAACUGUAUGAGAGUGCACAACUACCCCCCUCCCCCUCAUUCAUUGUCAUGCAGAACCGCAAAUCCAUUUGGUGCCCUUUGGCACUGUUUGCAUGACAAAUUUCGGAAGGCCAAACAGUACUACUUUCGGCCAGUGAACUUGUCAUGCACAGGCCCCAGGAGUCCUGGCGUUUGUAUUGCUGUUCAUGCCAUACAAGUGAGGGGGAGGGGGACUUGUGCACUGUCAUAAACUGUUUGGCAGUUACUUCGCCUGUGAGGGUCUCCUCGGAAGCAUAUUCGCGGACGACGUUUUCUACGAUGUCGGCUCUGGCUUUGGCAAAACGGUGCUGCAAGUCUACCUGACCACGCGCGUCCGCAAAGCGGUCGGGAUUGAGCUCGGGGACACGCGACACGAGUUUUCAGUGCUGCUGAAGGACCGGCUGCUGCGUGAGUUGUUCUGUCCAACGAGCGACAUCGAAUUUAAACAGGGCAAGGUCGGAGAUCACGUCUUGCCCACUGAAUCCGGAAAGACCAAUACAGCAACGAUCCCUCCUGCUGCUUCUCUCCACCAGUUCGCAUGCCGAGGCGUGUUUUUUCGCCACGAGAACAUGUUCCACGCCCGGAUGUCGGACGCCACCAUUGUCUUCUUUUCCAGCUUGAUGUUCAGCGAUCCGGCCAUCGAAAAAAUGGCGGCAAAAAUUUUGACCGAGUGUCCCAACUUGCGCUUUUUCGUGCUGCUGAGUGAGCUGCCAUUGUCGCUGUGCGCGGCGGGCGUGGGACGGGAUGAUGCGGGUGAAAAUAAAGCUGAGACCACGACGCGCUGCUUUCCGUAUUGGGAAAUGGUCAGCUCGCACAACCUAUCAACUGCAAAAAUGUCUGGGUCUGGAAGAACGCAAGAUUUGUCAUGCAUACUUCUCAUGACCCAUGAUGCCUGUAAUGCAUGGCCUAGCAUCGCAGACUUUUAGAGGGCCUCCUGAUGCACCUUCCGCAUGAGAAAUGCCCUGCCCGUGUGCCACAAAUUGCACCCCUCUUGCUGGUCAUGCAAUACAAUUUUUUUUAGAGUCCAAAAACAGCAUGACAAUCUUCCAGACCCAGACAUAUUUGCAAUUCAUACGACCUAGCGAUGGGCUGGUCGGACAAAACGCCAACGCAUAGUAAACUAGGACUACAGCCAGUUUAUGUGUACAGACCUGUGAACAUAGCGAGGUACCCCGACAACUCGAAAGCUGCUGCUGAAGGCAGCGACAGGCAAAAAUUCUUGCUACAACAC
Molecule: messenger RNA, 2270 nt
Organism: Amoebophrya sp. A120
Lineage: Eukaryota; Dinophyceae; Syndiniales; Amoebophryaceae
Source: the annotation of a GenBank genome assembly